AUGGCUGUGCAACCCCUUCCCUCUACACCCCGAGCUGUGUCUGCCGCGGCGCCCAUUGCAACUCCUGUCUCGACCCCAGGCAAAUGGCGCCACCCUCAACUCAGUGAGGUCGUGCGACGUCAAAAUGCUGCGACAUUCAACGAUAAGAACCUGCGGAGUGUGGUCUGGAAUGGAGCCACAUUGAUCUCGACAUGGAUCUUCGGGGGUACCUUGAAGUCCUUUGCUCGUCGCAUGCUUGACAGUGACCCCGUCUACCACCACCUCCCUUUGCUUCUUUUGCAGGCGCUUCUACUCUUCAAUGUUAUCAUGGCGCUGUACCCUCUUUUCAUGUCCAAGGAUGACCUUUCCGAUAUCCCGCUCACACCCACUCAACGUGCACUCCUGGGCCUAGACCCCGAGGCGGCGCCUCCUAUCACCCCCGGCACUACCUACGUUACUCCACCUCGCUAUCGCCUGUCAACCUCGCGCAAAGCAAGCCCUGUUAGUGCGAGUCGCCAAACCACCUCUCCUCUGACCUCGACUCCUACUUUCACAGACCGUCGUGUUUCUUCUGGAACACCAUUCUCGCCUGCAUCUAGUCCUUUGUUCAACAAGGCUGUGGCUACUGGAGGUCGGGAAUCAGGUCGCAGGCUGAGCAUUGGGUCCUCAUCCCCUCUGGCUCGAAGCAACUCAUUCGGAGAAUCUACGAUAUCCAACAUCUCCAGCAUGUCUAGCAUCGGACCCAGCACGCCUUCUCCACUUAGUGGAAAACGCCAGAGCUUGGGGCUGAGCAACAAGUGGCUCUACGAGAGAAGCCGGAGGCUAUCUGCCAGCAAUGGCGCUAUGUGA
Molecule: messenger RNA, 828 nt
Organism: Penicillium daleae
Lineage: Eukaryota; Fungi; Ascomycota; Eurotiomycetes; Eurotiales; Aspergillaceae
Exons: 2
Coding region: 1-828 (275 amino acids)
Biological process (GO): protein import into nucleus; spindle pole body duplication
Cellular component (GO): nuclear pore transmembrane ring; nuclear outer membrane
Source: RefSeq, a predicted model, not a curated record